AUGGAUGCCGUGAUGGUACAUGGUUUUGUCCAAAUGUGGGAGAAGAACAGUGGAAUGUCAAAGUCAAAAGAAGCAUUCAUUGAAACAGUGCCAGGAAGGAAGAAAGAUAAACUAGUGAUCUAUUUCAAUGCUGAAAAAAUGAGAACUUUUCAGCUAACUGAUAAUAUUAAAAGUGUGGUCCUUAGAUCCCAUGAAGAUGGCCAAAAUCACCUGCAUUUAACUUUCCAGAACAAUAACUUCUUGUUCAUUGAAAGAUUGUCCUCCUCAGAUGCCCAAGAAUUGAAGUUAUACCUGGACAGAGUCCACCAAAAGAAGCUUGAACCAUCCAUGAGAGCUCAUAAGGACAAGCCUAUCCGUAUCAGCAAAGCAACACAGCAAGAAAUCAGUGAAAGUUCAAUUUGCAACAUUGCUAAGAAUUCCAAAAGUGGAUCCCGUGAGACAGCAAAAGUGAGUGUAGCACCUGUCCCCCAGAAGAUACCUAAAAAAUCAAUACUUAAUUGCAAAAAAAUAUUGGAAAAUCAACAUGGGAAGAGGAAAAGGAUGUUGUCUGAUUCAGAGAUAAAUGAGAACAAAAGUCUCGUGAAAGAUUCCACAAGAAAGAAGAAAUCCGACAGGAACAUCUUGAAGUGCAUAAGCCAAAGUUUGAAGUUAAAAGAGAAUAAGAAAUUAGUACUCAAUUCUUCAUUCAUGAGCGAGUCUUCUGAAGACCCUUGCCUAAAGGGCAGUGAAAUUCUCCAAACUCUCACUGAGGAAAUGUUUUUGGCAUUUAUGUUGAAACAAAAGUACAGUGAGUAUUUCCCAGAGUGGGAUAAAUUUGAGAUAUCCUUUGACCUUUACCCAGAGAAAAUAUGGGAAGGCCUCCCCAAUUUGGGAAACACCUGUUAUAUGAAUGCAGUUUUACAGUCCCUGUUUUCAAUUCCAUCAUUUGCUGAUGAUUUACUCAAUCAGAGUUUCCCAUGGGGUGGAAUUCCUGUUGAUGGUCUUAGCACGAGCUUGGCACAGCUGCUCAUUUUGAAAGGUAUCUAUAACGUAAAAGUUAAAGAGAAGUUACUUGUGAAUGUUAAAACUGCCAUUUCAGCAGUUGCAGAGAUAUUCUCUGGUAAUGCACAGAAUGAUGCUCAUGAGUUUUUAGGCCAUUGUUUACAACAGAUGAAAGAGAAUGUAGUAAAUUUAAAUACAAUGUGGAUGAAUAAAAAUGAAUCUGGGGAAGAAAAUUCAUCUCAGGAUGCGUUUGCUGGUAGUAGUGCCAGCAAAAUGCUUGCUUGUCCUGUCAUCACCAAUUUUGAGUUGGAGUUGCUGUGCUCCAUUAUCUGUAAAGGUUGUGGUCAGUUUGUUAUAAAGAUGGAACCAAGUAAUUAUCUUUCCAUCAACCUUCCUCAAGGAAAGAAAAUGUUUCCUGUAUCUAUUCAGUCUACUUUGAAUAAUUUCUUUGCAGCAGAAGAGCUUGAAUACAAAUGUGGGAAGUGUCAGCACAAGAGAUCUGUAGCAUUUCACAAAUUUAGUAGGCUACCCAGAGUCCUUAUCAUUCAUCUGAAACGCUAUAGCUUUAAUGACUAUUGGUCGAUAAGGAAGGAUGACCAAGAAGUCAUUAUUUCCAAAUAUUUAAAAUUGUCUACUCAUUGCAAUCUAAACACCAAACCACCAUUUCCCUUGAGCAAGAAUACACAUAUGAGGGAGUUGCAAAUUUUAAGAAUUUUUCAAACAGUUAAUUCUGGAAUAAUCAGCUCACCACCUUCAGAGAAUUCAGCAUCCGAUUUGAAGAAGUCUCUGGACCUACCCGUUGCAUCAGACAAUGAGUCUAACAAAUUCCAGGGAAUCUUUAAAGGGUCAAAAAAAGGAAAGAAGCAAAAUGACCUUGGAAAAGACUCUAAAUUGAAUACGGUGGAGGCAGAAUUUGUAUACACAGGAGAUAAGACACUUGGUGAAAAACAACCAUUAGCGGGCUCAGUGAGGUAUUUAGGAGACACCUCUGUUUCUCCGAAUCACAAAGGUGGAGGUAAACGCACCACAAACCCAUAUACUCGUCUUGAAGCUCUUCUUCAAAAACUGACUGAAAAUCGAAAACUACAGAUGUAUGGGAAAACCAGUGUGCCUGUGGAAUUAGAUUCUGAUGGUGUCACCAAGACUAAAGAUUCUUAUGAAAAUAAAAAACACAGGAUUCAAGAAGGAUCCCCAAAAGUGGCUAACUAUAUCCAGAAGUGUGCUGGGGUGAGAAUCUAUAAACAAGCUUCUCAACAGGUACCUCCUCAAAGCCUUCCAAAGUCAAAAGCCCAGAAACAAGCAGAGAACCUAACAAGAUCUACAGAAUUCAGUUUCCAGCCAGUUAAUGCAAAUUAUGUAAGUGCAUUGGGUUCCAAUAAGAACCCCGGAAACAAAGACAUCUUUGGUGAGAAGAAGAUGGACUCUAAAGCCCAGGAGCCAAAAAGAAAUACCGAUAAAGUAAAUCAUACCUAUCGUCUCAUCGGUAUUGUCAGCCAUCUUGGGUCGUCUCCAGAUUCAGGCCAUUAUAUCAGUGAUGCCUACGACUUUGAAAGGCAAGUCUGGUUCACUUACAAUGAUCUGCACGUGCAAAGUAUCCAAGAGGCCCCGAUGCUGAGUUCUAGGGCUUGCGCUGGAUAUGUCUUCUUUUACAUGCAUAAUGAUAUCUUUGAAGAGCUGUUGAAAAGGGAGAAGAACUCCCAGCUUCCCUGCACUGGGGCAAGGAAGACCCCUCAGAAGAAAUAA
This is a messenger RNA of Lepus europaeus (European hare), 2724 nucleotides long. RefSeq names its product ubiquitin specific peptidase 26 (gene USP26). Gene Ontology annotation, molecular function: cysteine-type deubiquitinase activity. Gene Ontology annotation, biological process: protein deubiquitination. The record is from RefSeq and is a predicted model, not a curated record. The transcript has a single exon. NCBI's taxonomy places the organism in Eukaryota, Metazoa, Chordata, Mammalia, Lagomorpha, Leporidae. Bases 1 to 2724 code for a protein of 907 amino acids.